Messenger RNA from Effrenium voratum, 1872 nucleotides. Lineage: Eukaryota; Dinophyceae; Suessiales; Symbiodiniaceae. The record is from the annotation of a GenBank genome assembly.
AUGAUGUUGCAGAAGGAAGAGGAGUUUGAGCUUUGCUGCGCAGAGCGUGUGAAAGCGCUUGAGGCGCGGGAAGCUGCAAUGGUCGAGUCGCAGGCAGCGGUGAAUCAACAUGAUGCUCUUGAACAAGAGGUUCAAGAGCAGAUGCGUGUGCUGGAAGAGCGCAAACGGAUGAUGUUGCAGAAGGAAGAGGAGUUUGAGCUUUGCUGCGCAGAGCGUGUGAAAGCGCUUGAGGCGCGGGAAGCUGCAAUGGUCGAGUCGCAGGCAGCGGUGAAGCAACAUGAUGCUCUUGAACAAGAGGUUCAAGAGCAGAUGCGUGUGCUGGAAGAGCGCAAACGGAUGAUAUUGCAGAAGGAAGAGGAGUUUGAGCUUUGCUGCGCAGAGCGUGUGAAAGCGCUUGAGGCGCGGGAAGCUGCAAUGGUCGAGUCGCAGGCAGCGGUGAAGCAACAUGAUGCUCUUGAACAAGAGGUUCAAGAGCAGAUGCGUGUGCUGGAAGAGCGCAAACGGAUGAUGUUGCAGAAGGAAGAUGAGUUUGAGCUUUGCUGCGCAGAGCGGGUGAAAGCGCUUGAGGCGCGGGAAGCUGCAACGGUCGAGUCGCAGGCAGCGGUGAAGCAACAUGAUGCUCUUGAACAAGAGGUUCAAGAGGAGAUGCGUGUGCUGGAAGAGCGCAAACGGAUGAUGUUGCAGAAGGAAGAGGAGUUUGAGCUUUGCUGCGCAGCGUGUGUGAAAGCGCUUGAGGCGCGGGAAGCUGCAAUGGUCGAGUCGCAGGCAGCGGUGAAGCAACAUGAUGCUCUUGAACAAGAGGUUCAAGAGCAGAUGCGUGUGCUGCAAGGGCGCAAACGGAUGAUGUUGCAGAAGGAAGAGGAGUUUGAGCUUUGCUGCGCAGAGCGUGUGAGAGCGCUUGAGGCGCGGGAAGCUGCAAUGGUCGAGUCGCAGGCAGCGGUGAAGCAACAUGGUGCUCUUGAACAAGAGGUUCAAGAGCAGAUGCGUGUGCUGGAAGAGCGCAAACGGAUGAUGUUGCAGAAGGAAGAGGAGUUUGAGCUUUGCUGCGCAGAGCGUGUGAGAGCGCUUGAGGCGCGGGAAGCUGCAAUGGUCGAGUCGCAGGCAGCGGUGAAGCAACAUGAUGCUCUUGAACAAGAGGUUCAAGAGCAGAUGCGUGUGCUGGAAGAGCGCAAACGGAUGAUGUUGCAGAAGGAAGAGGAGUUUGAGCUUUGCUGCGCAGAGCGUGUGAGAGCGCUUGAGGCGCGGGAAGCUGCUGCAGUUGAGCUAGAGAGAGUUCUUCAGCAGCAACAGUCUCGCGAGGAGUUGCCUGGCAAGGAUGACGCUCAACUUCAGGGGCAUUUAUCCCAGCAAUUGAGCAACUUAGAGGGGCGGGAAGCCCGACUCUUGCAGAAAGAGGCGGAGCUGGAACAGCGCCAGGUUGAGAGUGAUAGACUUUUGCAGUCGCGUGAAGUUGCAGCAGCCGAACGAGAGGCCCAAUUGAGAGAGAUUCAGGCUGAGGAGGAGACUCGCAGGUCUCAAGACGACACAGUUCGCAGAUGCUUUCACGAGGAGCUUGAAGAGCAGAAGCAGUUGUUGGCGGAGCGCGAGCAAGCAGCUUUGGAGCAAGAGGCAGCUUUGGAGAGAAGAGAGCUGGCCCUUGAGGAGUCUCAACAGGACUCUGAGGGACCCGCCACUCGCAACGAUAGCGAGGAGGUCAAGCGCCUGCACGACUCGCUUACGUUGGCGACGCAGGACCUGCAGGCGAGCCAGGGCGAAGCGGACCGGGCGAGGGCGGCGGCACAGGACUUCGCGGCCAAGGCCGAGAGGCUCGCCCUUCACAAGCGCCUCGUUUUGGCUUCGCGGCUCGGAGUUAACAGAGCCGUCGCGCAGUCC